Endocarpon pusillum Z07020 is the source of this 588-nucleotide messenger RNA. RefSeq lists its product as uncharacterized. The record is from RefSeq and is a predicted model, not a curated record. Lineage: Eukaryota; Fungi; Ascomycota; Eurotiomycetes; Verrucariales; Verrucariaceae. Bases 1 to 588 code for a protein of 195 amino acids. The transcript has a single exon.
AUGCAUUUCACAGCCGCAGCCAUCUCCACCCUUGCGACACUCGGCUUCAUCUCAGCCAGUCCAACACCCAUGGCCGCUCCAGCUGACCUGGCCGCUCGAGCCUGUACCACCAUCCAACCAGCCUACAUCUCCUACUUCGAGAAAGCCACACCAACGGAGUCUACCUCUGGUUUCGGCAAUUACCGUCUUGCCCGCACCGGCGGCCCGAACUCCAACACGAUUAAAUCUGCCUUUCGCUUUGACAAUAUCCCUGCCGGGGCGACCGGUUGCAUGUUGCAAUUUCGGCUUGGCGCCGGUCAAGAACCUGCGGUUGGAGCCAACGAUGCCUCUCUAUUUACGGUGGAGGGCCAGGUGGACGAAACGACGAACUGGAACAACCAGCCCAUCAAGGAUGCCCAGGUCAGCAGUCUGCAAUUCCCAACCACUAGAGCACCAGAGGCAUACGAGACCAUUGUCUAUGCCAGCACCUGCCCAGAGAGUGGUAGUGUGAGCUUCUUAUUGGAGGAGAGUGAUUGGCAGCAGAAUGCUGGUUCGAUUGCUUUCCGUCAAGGUCCGGCCAGCGGCUUCUCAAUGAUAUACAAUUGCUAG